AGGGCAGCACAGCUGGUUUGCAGAUUCAUCAGGUGCAUUUGGCGUGAAGAGACCACUUUCAUGGCCACUGGGGGCACGGCAAACUCGGACCUCUUCAAUGCCCAGACCAGCGCUGCCCUGCUGGAUUUGCUUGUGGAGAACGGUGUCUACAAAGGGAAGCAAGUGCCGGCCAUAGUCAGGUGCAUCCACCAGUGGCUCACGUCCAAUGUGUCUGCUGAGCACAGGCUGGACAAGACUCUUGUCCUGCUGACCGAGGCACACCCUGUGGAUGUUGCAGUGACCCUGCUGCGCUCUGCCCCAGCCUGUGACAGAGCUGCUCGCACCAUGUGGAGGACGCUCAUCUCCUCCAGAGGGACUAAGGAGCCGGUGCUGCAGAUCCUCUUCCGUGCGCUGGAAUUCUGGCCAGCGCACAGGACACGCACCUCUGAUGGGGAUGAGAGCGAUGUCUUUGCCCUGGCUGCAACUGUGGCACUCUGGGAGAUCCUCCAGCUGCACUGGUGCCCAGGGGGAGUGAAGAACAAUUUCCCCCGCCUCCUUCUGACUCUGCUCUUCCAAGUUUUCAUCAGCACAGAGGAGAUGUCAGAGGAGGUCGAGACCUUCUGGGGGCGAUGCCGGGAGCAGCGCAGCCUUCCCCCCAACCCCAACAGGUUUGCAGUGCAGACCGUGAAAGCCCUGCUGCGCCAGCUGCUGGAUGAGGACGUGGUGAUGGUGAUCCAUCGCAAGUGUGGCUGGGACACGCUCCUCAAGGCUGACACCCACCACUAUGCAGUGGGUCUGCUGGCCAGGGAGCUGUGCCGUGUCUCCCACUCCUUCUGCCGCAGCGUCGCCGCCAGCCUGAUCCCGCGGCUCAGCAGGGAAGAGCCCCUCCGCAGCCACCUGGGACGGUGCCUGCACCCUGUGCUGCUGCCUGGGCCCAGCCCCGGGCGGGUCCGGGCUCCUGCCGGCCGGGCACCCCGUCACUGCUCCCUGCCUUUCAGGUGCUGCACUGCCUGA
Neopelma chrysocephalum (saffron-crested tyrant-manakin) is the source of this 993-nucleotide messenger RNA. RefSeq lists its product as uncharacterized. The transcript is spliced from 8 exons. Lineage: Eukaryota; Metazoa; Chordata; Aves; Passeriformes; Pipridae. Gene Ontology annotation, cellular component: cytoplasm. The coding region runs from base 61 to 993 and encodes 310 amino acids. The record is from RefSeq and is a predicted model, not a curated record.